AUGAGAGAGCUUCGUCUUGCCAAUGAUGUCAGUGGAUUUGAUUCGACUAACAAACAAGUGAUGGGUCCCAUCGCUGCUCUUCGCAAAGGUGAAGACCUUUACACCGUGCUGGUCUCUCAAAGUGACUAUGCACCUGCCCAGCAGAUUUCUUCUGAUACCAAGCACAAAGCUAUGCUAUCCCAAAUGGCUGCCAUGGUGGCUAAAGAAUUGAAGACCACACUUACUCAGGACAGGUCUGCAGGUGGCGGCAGCGGUGGUGGCAGUGGGAGCAGCAGUAUCAAGUGUUGGACAUGUGGAGGUGACCACAUGCAACGUGAUUGCCCCAAGUCUGGCAGCAGCUCUGGAUCUAGCGGCAGUAACAGUUCCACUGGUCGUGGCAUUGCCAAACAUGGACUGGAUGAGGCCACUAUUGCAAAAGGAGCUAAUCGAGUUGCAUAUGUUCCCGCUAGUGGUGCUGAAUCACCCCCUGCUGCUGUUGUACCACCACCCCCAGUGGACACAGGGGUCACUGCUGGAGGAAAUCUUUGUGGUGCUGUUCGAUUUGCUGAUGCUCCAGUUAUUGAUCCACAGGAGUUCAUGCAACGGGAUGAAGUCAACUAUGAUAUGGGCAGUAUCCCAGUUGUCGACCAUCACUUGGCUGAAGCUUUGGAGGAAGACGACGAGUUUUCCUUCCUGUCUCUGCUUUUAAAAGGAUACGGCAGGUAG
Molecule: messenger RNA, 705 nt
Organism: Seminavis robusta
Lineage: Eukaryota; Bacillariophyta; Bacillariophyceae; Naviculales; Naviculaceae
Source: the annotation of a GenBank genome assembly